Molecule: messenger RNA, 6657 nt
Organism: Acromyrmex echinatior (Panamanian leafcutter ant)
Lineage: Eukaryota; Metazoa; Arthropoda; Insecta; Hymenoptera; Formicidae
Gene: kcc
Product: solute carrier family 12 member kcc
Biological process (GO): cell volume homeostasis; chemical synaptic transmission; chloride ion homeostasis
Cellular component (GO): plasma membrane
Molecular function (GO): potassium:chloride symporter activity
Source: RefSeq, a predicted model, not a curated record
GGGGUAACAGAUGAGAGAGGAGGCUGCUUGCGGAGCAGCGGCGACGAGAGGAGAAUGGGGCUGAAGGGAGGGUAGCGUGGACCGAAGAGAGACCGAGAAGGCAUCCGCAGGAUGGUCAGGGAGGCAGAAGGAGAGCACGCGGGGGUGAGCGAGGGGGACAUCCCCGGGACGCGCAAGCGCCGUGCAAGGGUGGAAAAGCGGGUGAGAGCUGCUCACUACGCCCGGGACACCUCGCGGUCCUCCGCGAGGGGAGGGCGCAUGCCAAGAGAUGAAGCGAGACGGGAAACGCAUCGCAGCCACGAGAAGACAGGAGGAGAGAGAGGAAGAUCAUCGAGAGGAGAGGGCAUAAAAGCGUGCGCGCGCGACGAAGGGGCGCGAGGGGGAGGGGGGGAGAAGGAGAGAGGAACCCCUGGAAAAGCCGGGGAGAAUGCUUUGUCGGCCGUCACCGACCCCCUCGCAGUAGCGCGCGCGCGGCAGUCGACGUUUUCUGCGAGGGAAAACCGUUGUCGUGCGAGAGUCAGCAUCGGGCGAUCGUUGCACGCUCGGCACGUUGAGGCGAUCAGCGUGCGAGAGGAAAAAGAGCGGGGCGAGAAAAGGAGAGAGAAAGAGAGAAGAAAGGGGGAGGAAUGAGGUUGGAAACGCGCGACGAGUGAAGGAGGAUCGGAGGGAGAUUGGUCCAGGAAGAGAGACGCGCAAGGGUGGUGACCCGUGACUCCGCAACGCGCCGGAGAAGGAAGCAGCCAGUACGUCCGACACAUCGCAGGUUGUACCACUGCGCUCAGCUCAGUAGCGACUGUCCGCGCUCUAGUCAGACGCGGCGCAGUAGCUACGCUCCGCGCUAGUCAGACGCGCGCUGCGCUUCCCGCUUUUCCCUGUGUGUCCCCGUCUCGCCGUCUGGUCUCUUCCCUGGUGCCGUCCUGACCGCAGGAUCGCGUCGCGGUGUCGACUAUCCUAUGUAUAACGACUCAAUCACAGCGUUUCUCGUAACUUUUUAAGCGACCUGAUAUCGAGUCUCGAAGAAAAAUCCAAAGACGUGACACAAUAUCGCGUACGUAUUCUGUGCGUUACGUGUAUUUUAUUGUGCUCCGCGGUUACAGUCGCGCGAUCGUCGAUCGGCAAAGUGUUUCCCGGUCGGUGGGAAACCACGACCAACCGACCGACUGAUCGAUCGAACGUACGUACGCCAGCGCGCGUGAAUCCAGCCGAACCCAGUGAUCUCGUGACCUUGUGACACCGCCUGCGAGAGAAGAGGGGGGAGGGAGGAAGAGAUGCACCCGCUCUGAGAGACUGAGAACGCCCGCCUCGCGGUCGCACGCCGAUCUCACCACCCGUGUGUCGCGCGGCGCACGUCGGCUCCUCCCAGAUCGCGAGAGGGUUGACGAGAGGGAUCGAGGCGGAAAGUAAGUCGCGCGGAGUUUGGCGAACCGUCUUGCGAGAGGAGCGCCCCUGGCCGCGCUUCAUGACUUUCCGCGUUUUCUUCAUUCGAAAGUGUUUCCGCGGGGAUUUCGGAAACCGAGAUCGAUAUUGAGAUUGCUGCCGAUCUACCCGCGAUCCGAGAUCUCCAUGUCGAAUCGCUACUGUUGAGACAACUACAAUAAUUAAUAAAAUCUGUACAAUUGCGAAAUAUUCGAAAAUAUAGACCUCCCCAAAUCGUCUAGAUCCCUUGCCACGAUCACCCAUUGAUGAUCUUGCGAUUCUGCAAUUCAAAUGAAUCAUCAUUUUUGGUGAAUUAAGAGAAUAGAUCAACAAAUUGUUUCGUUCGCCUCUCCCCCAUCAAGAAAUUUUUAUCUCGCCUACCGGGAUUCACAAAGAAAGAUCAUCGAUCGAGAUUCUGCAGAGAUCAACGUCCUAGCAUCCGAUCUUAUAAGUAAAUCAAAGUAAAAAAGUGCAGUUUCACCUAAAGUAGCUUGUAUCGAGAUAUAAACAAAAAAAAAGUCGACGAGGAAAAAACAUCCUGCGAGAAGAGGAUCCUGCGACGAUCGAGAUAAAGAUCUUGCAGCUCGCGCGGGUAUCGGAAAAACGUGCACGGCACUGAGCUUUGGGUGGCAGUUGGAAGAGGGGGUCUCGUGUUUCCCACCUUCAGUCGGUAGAAAAUCGAAGACGUGUCGAAACUACCAUGAGCGAGGGCACGCCGAAGUCGCAGAUCAAGAUCGUCGUGCCCGAUGGUUCGCCAGCACGUCCGCAAGCUGGCGAUGGAGGUGGCGCAGGCGGAGAUGGCGAUCCCAUUGUCAGCACCAAUUCCGAGAAGAAGUCAGGAUAUGAGACCAAUCUGUAUCUCUACAGUGAGGAGAUGGAGGACCGGCCGCGGAUCUCGACAUUGCUCAACAGCUUGGCGAACUACAGCAACACCAUCCCUGCCGCGACUGACCCGGAUAAACCGGCCCCGGCUGCGGGAGGCGGAGCACGAAUGGGUACUCUCAUAGGUGUUUACUUGCCGUGUAUCCAGAACAUCUUUGGUGUGAUCCUCUUUAUCCGUCUGACAUGGGUAGUCGGUACGGCCGGCGCUAUUCAGGGCUUUUGCAUCGUGCUCUGUUGCUGUUGCGUUACGAUGCUGACGGCGAUCAGUAUGAGUGCCAUUGCUACUAAUGGUGUUGUGCCGGCCGGUGGUUCCUAUUUCAUGAUCUCGAGGAGCUUAGGCCCAGAAUUCGGCGGCGCGGUGGGUAUGUUGUUUUAUACUGGUACCACCUUGGCCGCCGCGAUGUACAUCAUCGGUGCCGUCGAGAUCGUCCUCACUUACAUGGCGCCGUCACUCAGCAUAUUUGGCGACUUCACGAAAGACGCCAGCAUUAUGUACAACAACUUCCGUGUGUACGGCUCCGCCUUACUGAUGGUAAUGGGCACUAUUGUCUUCGUGGGCGUGAAGUUCGUUAACAAGUUCGCCACCGUCGCACUGGCCUGCGUCAUUUUAUCCAUCUUCGCUGUUUACGUGGGACUCUUCGUAAACUUUAACGGCAACGAGUCUCUAAAAUUAUGCCUGCUCGGCAGAAGGCUAUUAAAGGACAUCAACGUUUUAACAGAUUGCAAUAAAAAUUUCAACGGUGUUUUGCACAAUAUUUACUGCAAUGGCACGAAAUGCGAUUCGUAUUAUCUCGAGAACAAUCUUACCAUCGCCAACGGUAUCCGCGGCUUGGCGAGCGGCGUGUUCCUAGAGAACAUAUGGGACAGUUUCCAAGAGCAGGGUCAAUUAAUCGCUCACGGAUAUAAUCCGAAGGACAUCGAUGUCCUAUCAGGAUCUAGCUAUAACCAGAUCCAGGUCGAUCUCACCACAACUUUUACUAUUCUCAUCGGCAUAUUUUUCCCUUCCGUGACGGGUAUUAUGGCGGGCUCUAACCGAUCCGGUGAUCUAGCUGACGCUCAGAAAUCCAUUCCAAUCGGAACGAUCUGCGCGAUCUUGACGACCUCCACCGUCUAUCUGUCCAGCGUCCUCCUUUUUGCCGGGACUGUUGACAAUCUGCUGCUACGUGACAAGUUCGGUCAGAGUAUCGGCGGUAAACUGGUGGUGGCAAAUAUGGCGUGGCCGAAUCAGUGGGUAAUCCUGAUCGGUUCGUUUCUGUCCACCUUGGGUGCCGGUCUGCAAUCUUUGACAGGAGCACCGCGAUUACUACAGGCAAUCGCCAAAGAUGGCAUCAUUCCUUUCCUGAAGCCAUUCGCUGCCAGUUCCAGUCGAGGCGAACCUACUCGUGCUUUGAUACUCACUGUGGGAAUUUGCCAGUGCGGUAUCUUACUUGGCAAUGUGGAUUACUUGGCACCAUUGUUAUCCAUGUUCUUCCUCAUGUGCUACGGCUUUGUCAAUCUUGCUUGUGCGCUGCAGACCCUGCUGCGUACGCCAAAUUGGCGGCCACGCUUCAAAUAUUAUCAUUGGAGCCUGUCGUUCCUUGGCCUGUCGCUUUGCAUCGCUAUCAUGUUCAUGACUAGCUGGUACUACGCAUUGCUAGCGAUGGGUAUGGCCAGCUGUAUCUACAAGUAUAUCGAAUAUCGCGGUGCCGAGAAGGAAUGGGGUGACGGUAUUCGCGGUCUGGCAUUAUCCGCUGCCAGAUACUCGCUGCUCAGGCUCGAAGAGGGUCCACCACAUACGAAGAAUUGGCGUCCACAGAUCCUGAUCCUCGCCAAACUUACCGAUGACUUGGUACCUAAAUAUCGCAAGCUUUUCGCAUUCGCUAGUCAGCUUAAAGCUGGCAAGGGUCUCACCAUUAGCGUCAGCUGUAUCGCCGGUGACUAUACACAGAACUCGGGUGAAGCACUAGCGGCCAAGCAGAGUCUGAAGAAAACUGCGGCGGAAGAAAGAGUGAAGGGCUUCGUCGAUGUUCUCGUUGCGAAAAAUGUUGUCGAAGGGCUGAGCUCAUUAAUACAAAACACUGGGCUUGGCGGACUAAAACCGAAUACGGUGAUAUUGGGUUGGCCUUAUGGUUGGCGACAGUCGGAAGAGGAUAGAACCUGGCGAGUCUUUCUGCAGACCGUAAGGAGCGUUGCAGCCGCGAAGAUGGCAUUGCUAGUGCCCAAAGGCAUAAACUUUUUCCCGGACUCUAGCGAGAAGAUAAUCGGCAACAUUGACGUCUGGUGGAUCGUGCAUGAUGGUGGCCUAUUAAUGCUACUGCCGUUCUUACUAAAACAACAUCGUACCUGGAAGAACUGUAAGAUGAGGAUUUUUACGGUCGCGCAAAUGGAAGACAAUUCAAUACAGAUGAAGAAGGAUUUAAAGAAGUUCUUGUACGACCUGAGAAUCGAGGCGGAAGUCGAGAUUGUCGAAAUGACGAACACCGACAUCUCCGCGUACACAUACGAGCGCACUUUGAUUAUGGAGCAAAGAAAUCAGAUGUUACGUGAGUUGCAACUGAACAAGAAGCAGUCACUAGGAGUGGUGCAGGGAUUGGUGGACUUCAACGAGGUACCCGCCGAGGAAAAAUUACCUCUGGUACAGGCGAUUGUAGAUCACCAUCACAACGUGGAUGCCAAAGUGCCAACGAAAGUGAGAUUCCAAGAGCCGGGUAACCAGAGUACAAAUAUAACCGACGAUACAAAGCUGAUGCAGGAAACCGAAUUAAAUAACAAGGAAGACGAUGCCGAGGAGGCAAAUGAUAAAGACGAAGCUAAAGAGAAUAACGAAGAGACAAAGCUGAUUGGCGGCUCGCCCAAAGCGGAGAAUAAAGAGAAUAUGGAGAAGGAAGCGAAGGAGGCGGAGGCAAAAGAGACAGAAAACGACGCGGAGGAAAACAAAAACCAAAGUCCGGAGAUUAAGAAACCCACGAUUACACCCGACGAGGGUGACGUGAGACGUAUGCAUACUUCGUUGAAGCUGAACGAAGUAAUCCGUAAAAUGAGCAGCGAGGCUCAACUGGUUAUCCUGAAUCUUCCCGGACCGCCGCGAGACACGAGAAUGGAGCGUGAAUCUAAUUACAUGGAAUUCCUCGAGGUGCUCACCGAAGGCUUAGAGAGGGUACUUAUGGUGCGGGGUAGCGGACGGGAGGUGAUUACCAUCUACUCGUGAACUAAACCGACGGGAAUUGAUGCCGUUGCCUUGCGGAAGCAGAGCUCUAGUUUACUUCUCAGUGACCUAAACGACACUACCUUAAGGAACAUACUACUCUUGUGCCAUUGUCUGCGGCAGUCACUCUUGUCUUGCGCCGCACACUCUGAAAGUCGUUAAGGAGAAGAGGAUGAUGACGAUGACGAUCGUUCAUAUCGGAUAUGGAAAAGGAAGUUUUACUGAAGCUGACUUAUUAUGUGGACCGCGAUGACCAUUCGUCAUCCGAUGAUGAAGCCAAAUGCGAUGAUGCCAAAGGAUAGGUUUUUCUUCGAAUGAAUUUUUGAGCGUUGAACGUGCGAGUUUAUGUGUCAGGUAUGUACGCGUCAGAAGAGGGUCGCAUACGGCAGCGAAAGCUGCUCAAAUUCGAAUUCGACAACCUGUCGAGCUCGGCCGAGCUCGUCGGACAGAGCACAUUGUGCAUCUCUCAAAAAAAUCGCCGGUACAAAAAAAACUGUAGCUCAAUGAGACAAGUCCCGAGUAAAACGUCACUUCGAUUCAAUUUUUCGCAACUACUAAAAACCACGUCUAAAACGAAGAAGAAAAUAAAAAUAAGAAAAUGGCAAAGAAAAAGGGGGGGGGAAAAAAAUCAAAAUUUGGUCCGAGGCUAAGGUCGAAGCAUCUACGAAACCACUGCCAGACUACUUUCUAAAUGCUUCGCGUUUAACCAAAGACGCGAGAGGCUCAUUUUUCUACAUGCAUUGUCGUUAAUAGGGCAAGAAUACGAGUAGGUACGUAUAUAAUUUUAUUGCUUGAUAUAGGUGAAUCUAGAGUAGCCUAGGAUAGUGCCGACUUUUAUUAUGGUUAUAUAAUAUAUAUGUGUAUUUGAUAAUAGAGAACGACGACGAGUAUGUCGCGAGUAUUAUUGCAUUUCCUUCGGGGAUUGGGACCCCGCUCUUUUUUCCAGUCUCGCGCGGAAAUCUUUACGUACAUACACACAUGCAGGACGUACAGACACAUAUUCGUACACACAUUCGCGCGCGUUUGUAUCCUCUUUAAGGCCUACUGGUCCAAGAUGCCACUACCACUUAAUCGAUAACACCAAGUGAAGUUGAAUCGUGACACGAGGAGUGCAACCCGAAAGACUCAAUGUCAAAAAUACGCGGCGAUCUUACCGAAUCUCAUCGAAAAAAAAA